Messenger RNA from Blepharisma stoltei, 10285 nucleotides. The record is from the annotation of a GenBank genome assembly. NCBI's taxonomy places the organism in Eukaryota, Ciliophora, Heterotrichea, Heterotrichida, Blepharismidae.
AUGCUGCAGGAAAUAUUUUGUACCCUAUUAUUGCUUUGCGGAUCAUUUUAUGCGACCUGCUUCUCUGGGGUCUACAUAGCGUUUGCCUUAUACAUUUGAGUGAGCUUAAUAUUAGGUUACAAUGCCCCAAAAGCGAUCUUUAAAUUUUUAAUGCUCAUCAGCCUGCUUGUCAUUUUGCUAAAAUCUUCUCUGAUAUUUGUCAUUUAUUAUAAAGAAUUCAAUAUAAUUCAAGUGAAUGAAAACACUUUUCUCACGCGAGGUUUAUUUCUGGAUGAAGCUGCUAUGGAGCUUUGGCUAUUUAAGAAUUUUGGAUUUGAUAUUUUUGCACUUAUUAUAUGCCUAGCUAUAAGAAUUAAUUUUCUGAUAUAGUCUCAGCAAUAUUUUUAUUUAUAAAAAAUAUUUAAUUUAUAAUUAUAUUAUGGAGUAUAUCAAUUAUCGGCUCAAAAUACGGUUAUCAUUCUAAAUUUUCAAGAAAAUUAGGCCUAUAUGGCUUUCGAUAUCAAGUAAUGCAAAUUUUUGAAUGGGUUGGGCUUGCACUUUUAUGUGUAGAAUGCGUAAUUUAUUUCUCAGUCAUCAGCUUUAUUUAUUCGCUUUUGGCUAUAACAAUAGGAAUAAACCUACGAUAUAAAUCCAAUACAGCUGGAAAAAUUAUCUGCAUUUUAGUAUCAUCGUUUUCUUUAAUCCAGAUAAUUUUUUCUUAUCUUUACAAGGUUAUUUUGCAUAUAUUUUGCAAUAAAUAUUAUUGUUUUAAAAAUAAAUUCAUUUUAAAUAAUUAUUUAUAGAAAAAGGAAUAUCAAUGAAUUGGAGAUGACAUUGUAUGGGGAUUAGGAUUAAUUACAUGGGACCAAAAAAUGCUUACUGUCUACGUGACAGCUUUUGCUUUACAGUGGCUUUAUACUUAUUUAGGAUUUGUAAAAAUGAAUAAAUUCCAAAUGAAAAAAAUGAUGCGGGCUCCUUUGAUUCUUGUAAAUGAUGGCAUCAUAAGCCAAAGCCAUGGGAGUGCAUUUUUAGAUUAUACAUGAAAAGAAACUGGCCUACACCUAAUAGCAAGACUAUUUGCUAUAUUAUGAACAAUUUAUUUUAAAAACGUCCUGAGCAUGACAAUUAUGAUUCCUUUAUUUUUAUCAAUUAUUAUCUCACACAAAAAAAUUAUAUUAGCCUUGUACCGGGUUAUUUUGAUCCCUUUGCUAUUUGGAGGGUUUUCAUUUAGCUAUGUCAAAAAUUUAUAUAUGAAUGACAAUUCUUAUUUAAGAAAGGGAGAAAUUGCAUUUUUAAUAAUUACUCUUAUGUGCUUUAUUAUCUUACUCCCCCCCCCCCCCCCCCGUGAGCGAACAAAACCAUUAGAAAAAUCGCCAUUUUUUUGACCAAAAACCCACCCUCCGUGAGUGAACAAAAAUUUUUUUUAAUAGAAAAAAUUUUUAAUGGAAAAAAAAAUUUUGAUAUAUAAGUGAUAAUUAGUAUAAUGAAAUCUAGAGCUAAUUCUGUUUAAUUUUAAACAAAUUGCGUUUUAAAAACAUAAAUUUUGCAAAUUAAAUUAAUAUUUGCUUCCCAAUUUUUGCAAAUUAGGAUUUUUUUUAAAUUUCGAAAAAAAUAUUUUUUAUAAAAUUUAUAUAUAAAUUUUUUUUUAAAAAAAAAAAUUAACCCCCCUCCGUGAGCGAACAAAAUUUUUUUGUUCGCUCACGGAGGGGGGGGGGGAGUUAGUAAGAUUAGAAUACAGAAAACACAGGAAAAAAUUUCGGCCUAGCCGACUUAGUUUUCUUUUAAAAUGAUGGUAUUCUAUAUCUCUUUUAUGUAUUCUCCUAGUAGGACUUUCCCAAGUAGAUAUAGCCCAUGGGCUAAUUGUUCUGUCAUAUUUUGUAUUCUUAAUGAUGGAUGCUUUAAUACCGAAAUACUGAAUUUACUUAACAGUUUAUAGUAUGGGGUAUUUAUUUCUAAUAAAAACGCUAAAUGUUUUUCCAGAAAUUUUAAUGUCAAGUUUUGUAUCAAGCACAACUGAUGCAAGUACUAUAGGUAUUUUAACAGAAGAAUUUAAUAGGACUAUUUAUUGGAAUGAAGUCCUUAUGUGAGCACUUGUGAUUUUUCAAGGAAUUCAGCUAUGGAUAAAUAAAACUAGACAAAAAUUACUUUACAGAACAAGACUGUUUACACAAUCUUUAAAUGAUCAAAAAAAACAUGCACUUUAUGUAUGGUAUAAGGGAGUUGAGCUUUGAUUUAUUUUUGUGCUAAUUUUUGCAUUUAUUUUAAUGUCAGCCAAAAAUUUCAUUAAUUUUGUCAGGUUUAUUUUAGCUUGCGUACUCGUUAUUGAUCAUUUGAAAAAGCCAGUGAAAUAUUAUAUAGCCCCUAAAAUUAUUUAGAUCAUUAUUGACCAUCCAUUUUAAUUUUCAAAAUUAAUUUGUACUUGUCAGCUUUUUUGAAAAGUAAAAACGGAAAUGACAAGUCUCUGUUUAUGGUUUUAAGGUGCCUAAUCAGACUUAUACUGUAUAAGGCAGGUGCCCUUUACCAUAUUUUUUCUGGUCGGUAUUCUGCUGGGGUAUAGAGAUCUAUUAAGGUGCAUGAGCUAUACAAAAGAUUUUACAGGGGUGCUCUACAUAACAUUUGUAUUCAAAAUUUUAAGUGGGAUUAUUCUGAUAGGGAGAUACUUAUAUCAAUAUUUCCCAUUAUUUUCGCUUCCAACUACAAAUAGUUUAUUUAUAGGAAUAGAAAUUUAUGAUACUACAGACUUGUAUACCACAGCGAUACUUGACUCGUGCUUAUAUAUUGCUUCAAGGUACUCGUAUAGAUUACUCAAAGUUCAAAAGGCAAAAGUAAUACACUAUCUUUUUGAUUAUUCCAAAUACUACAAAUACUGAUUCUCCCCUUUUAAAUAGAACUGCUCUAAUUUAAAGAGGGUUAAUUUUUUUUUUAAAUAAGGAUUUUAAAAAUAAAUUUAAUUAAUGUUUAUGAUUAGUGACUAGUUAUUAUCUUACGAUGCCCUCUAGGGGUGGCCCUAACUAAUUAAUUCUUUAAACUUUUCCUAAAUUUUCAAUAAUUUCAAUCUGUUUUUGUGAUUUGGUUUUUUUAAGUUCUUUUUCAAUUGGUUGAAUUUGACAAAAAUCAUCAUGGCUAUUUACCCUACUUCUUCUUAUUUUGUAAUCAAAUACCUUUAUUUUUAUGAAGAAUUAAAAAAAGUUAAUGUUAAUUCCGUAUGAAAACUAUUUAAAUGGUAUUAAUUGAACUUUUUUCAUUAAACUAGGCCAAAAAAACUAAUUUUAUAAAAUUUUGCUAUGAUUUAAAGAAGGGUCAAUGUACCCGAAAAAUGGAAAUUUUACCGAUAUCCUGUUUCAAUUUAAAGAGGGAGUGAGUAAUUUUUGAGUCUCAUCACUUCUUUCUGCUUUUAGUAAUUUUUGUGCUCUCUGUGUAUUGGAAGCUCUCACUUUCAAUGUUUUUGUAUUUAUUUAUAGCGAUUAUUUACUUUAUUUCAAUCUGCAUUUAUUUCAAUAAUGUAACAGAUCGUGACUAUGAGGUAGAGUUAAGAUAUCGACGAAGAUUGUGACGAGCACUUUUUACUAUAACAAUUUCAUCUUUUAUAGUUUCAUACAUAAAUGUGCUAUUAGAGCCUACGUUUUUCCAGCCAUUUUUAUUUAUUUAUUAUUUAAAUUUUUCUUACUCCCCCCCCCCCUCCGUGAGCGAACAAAAAAAUUUUGUUCGCUCACGGAGGGGGGUUAAUUUUUUUUUUUAAAAAAAAAUAUAUAUAAAUUUUAUAAAAAAUAUUUUUUUCGAAAUUUAAAAAAAAUCCUAAUUUGCAAAAAUUGGGAAGCAAAUAUUAAUUCAAUUUGCAAAAUUUUAUGUUUUAAAACGCAAUUUGUUUAAAAUUAAACAGAAUUAGCUCUAGAUUUCAUUAUACUAAUUAUCACUUAUAUAUCAAAAUUUUUUUCCAUUUAAAAUUUUUUCUAUUAAAAAAAUUUUUGUUCACUCACGGAGGGUGGGUUUUUGGUCAAAAAAUGGCGAUUUUUCUAAUGGUUUUGUUUCGCUCACGGAGGGGGGGGGGGAGUUAGUCUAAUUUUUUUAUCACUAAUUUUUUAGAAAAAAACUUAAUUUCUUUAAACCAUUUUUCCAGCCAGAUAUCAAUCUGUAUUUAGAAUGGACAUUUUUUAUUAUAGGCUUCACAAAAACAACUAACUGAAGUAUUUUAGACAACUAUGGUUAUUUUAUUAUCUGCAUAUUUUUGAUCAUGGAAAAGCAUUGUCUAGAGUACUUAACUCCAAAAACUGAAGAAGAGCACUUAUUAAAAGCAAAAGAACAAGAACUCGCUGAAGAAGGGGUUAAGAAAAAAGUCAAUGCUGUGUUUAUUGUGACUCUUAAUCUUAUUAUUAUCAUUUCAGAAUCAGUUAUACCUAUGAUGCUUUUGUUUAUAGCAUUCGAUAAGCUGACUAUAAUAAGUGGAAUUUAUUUACUGACUUUAUUUUUUAUCUCAGCCUUCAGCAAAGAUAACCAAAAAUUGGUAUUUUGCAUGACUUUAUCAAUUAUGGUGCUAGUACAGUAUAUAUUGAUUUUGAGCAAUAUAAAUAAAAAGAAUUCGCCUCAGACUCCUCCAAGUAUAGUUCAAUUUGACGAGCCUUGAUACCUAAAACAAGAUUGGAUAACAAUGGACGAUCCUUUCUUUUUAAAUCUUGGGUCUGAUAUAUCUCAACUGCACAGCAUCCUUUUAGAUCAAAUUUGUAUUUUGCUUUGCAUGUUGCAUUUUAUACUGUUAGUUACUUAUAAAUCUGAUAGAAAAUUAUAUGACUCAAAUCUCCAGCAAAAUCAAGAAAAUAAUGAAAAAUCAGAAAAACUAGAAGAUUCUGAGAAAUAUGAAAAACUUAAAAAGCCAGAAGAUUCUCAUGAGAAUGAAGGAAACACGCUUCAAAAAACAUGGGGUUUUAUUAAGAGACAAGUUUACAAAUUUUCACGCUACUUAUUCUUAUUCUUUGUCCUAUUGUUCACAUCUCAAAGCUUACUCCUACAUUUAAGAUAGAGCCAUAAAAAAUUAAGAUCGAGCUUUCUACUUUACAUUUUUUUAUUAUGAAAUAUUUUUAUAUAUAAUUUUUAAAAUGAAAUUUCUGGCUGAUUAUAUUAAUUAAGACAGCUUGCAUUUAAAUGUUAUUGAUAAUUUAUUUUUUAAUAUAUAUUAUUGGGAAUGAAUUUUAAAAAAAAUAAUUUCCUUUUCAAGAAGAAAAAUCUUGAUAAUAAUUAAAGGGAGAGUCAGGGCUAAUUUCUCUGAUUUACUGUAUUUUUGCUUUACUUUUUAUUUUAAAGGAAAUUGAUCUUAUCGAAAGCAUAGAAAAUCUAAAAAAAUAUAUCAAGCUACUCGCCUAUUUCCUCUUAUUUGUUUUAUUAGAUUUAAUUGUGCAAUUUGUUUUCCAAAUGCCAUUUAAAAUUUUCCAAGAAUAUGGAGAAAAUAAUCUUUUCCAAGUAGUGGGAGUCCUAAAACUAUGAAGAGCAGGCUCUAACUCUUUUGACCCUAGUCAUCGUGCCUGAACCUACAUAAAUUUGAAAAUUUCAGUCUUUGCUGUAAUUUGCCUCAUCUACAGAAUGAUAAAAAGCGAAGAAUUUAAUAAAUAUUUCGACGAACAACUAAAAGAGCAGAACAGCCAAUCUAAAGAGCUAGGGAUACUUAAAGCAAAAAAAUUUAAUGACGAUAGGAUUGAUAGGUUCAAAGAUUAUGAAAGAAGCAGGUUUACAUUUAAAAAUGAGCUGAACGAGCUAGAAAAACAUUUACUCCCUCAGCUUUCACCCUCAAAUAUAAUAAAAUAGAUAUUUUUUCAUUUUAGAUUUUUUAAAUUCUUAAAGUAAUUUUAUCUUAUUAGCCAAAUUAACCAAGGGAGGAUUUAGAAAUGCUAAGGCUAAAAGACAAAGAAUUAGGCCAAAAAAAAGGAAAAGACUAUAAAGAAUUUUUAAAUACCCCAAAACUAAUCCCUAAAUCUACCGAUGAAAAGCAAGAUAAACCUUUAAAAGUCCACAUUGAUAAUUUGUUGAUAAGACUUGUCGAUCCAAUACUAUUUAAAGAUUAUUUACAAGAAAUUGAAAAAAGAGAUAAAGUGCAGCCUCCAAAUUUAGAAUUAACAAAUCUUGAUGAAGAAAUAAAUAGAAGAGUAUAUAAAAGAAGCAAAACUGAAAUGCAUCAGCCCAUAAUAGGCGAAAUUAAAUUAUUCGAAGAAAAUAACCCUGCCAUAAAAGACUACAGGCUGAUUUUAGGGGACUAUUUAAGGCUGCUUUUUAUGUAUAUUCCCAGCAGUAACACUCAAAAUCUGGUAUUUAUUUUGUGCUUUAUAAACCACUAUAAUUAUGCAAGCCUAGAAUCAGUGAUUUUGCCAUUAUCAGUUGUAGGGUAUGCUAUGUUUGAAUACCCAAGGCCCCCUCCUCUUUAUUUCAAAACUUUGCAGUACUACUGCAGUGGGGUUUUCUUAAUAAAGUACUGUAUACAGUUAGAAAUUUGGCCUUAUAUCACACAGAAUAAAUUCCCGAAGGAAUAUCACGACCCAUUUAAGACGGGCUUUAACUUAGCCAGCAAUACUCAUAGCGAAAAUUUAUUUUACUAUACAAUUUGGGAUACUUUAUUAAUGAUUAUGAUUUUAUUCCAUUUAUAUUAUCUCAGAAGAGUUGGCUUAUUUUCCCAGUCAGAGUAUGAUAUAGAAACUUUUGAGCAAGCUAAAGAUAGAAAAGAAAAAGAAAAAUCCUUGUCUAGAAACACCUUAAUGCAUUGUCGAUAAGCAAGCAAAACUUUUUUGCUUAUGGUGAGGGUUAAUAUUUUUUGAAAUUUAAAAUAAAAAUUUUAAAAAUAAAAGGAAAAUUUAUGUUUUAGAAUACAAUUUAUAUAAAAGAACUAGCUAUAGAAUUAAUUAUAAUAGCUAUUAUUUAUAUAUCUAUAAAACACUUUGAUCUCCAUAGAGGGUGAUUUUUACAAAAAUAGGAAUUUACCUAUUUAUUUCUUGCUUACCGAGGGAAGCUAGAAAAUCUUGUAAUGGAACCACAAGACUCCUUUUUAGAACCCCACCCUUCCUGCAUUAAACGAUUCUUUAAAACCAUUGAAAGAUUUUUCGCAAGACUUAUCCCUAGCAAUAAAGAAGAAAAGCCAGGCAAGGAUUUUUAUUUCCCAAUUAUUUUUACUCAGCUUGUGAUUUUGAUUUAUAUUUUCUUUACUUUCACCAAAAUGGAGGGGUAUUCUCAAGAUAUUUCUCAGUCAAUAAGAGCUAAUCAGUUUCAAGGGAGAAUGGUGAUAGCUUUAAUCGUGCAAUUUUCAUUAAUUUUAUUGGAUAGAUAUUUAUACGUAAGGAAAACCUCGCAAGCGUUAAAAGAAAAUUUAGAAGCAAGUGAAGACUCUGAUAAAGAAUCCCUUGAUCCUGAAGACCCAUUUUUUCAAAAGUCUCGGUCAGCCACUGUUUUUCCAACUGAUUCAGCUACUCAUAGAACUGAGCUUAAAAAGAGACUUUCCUUUUUGACGAGAGAACAAUUGGACUCUGACGAUGAAUUAGAAGAUUUUGAAAGAAGCUUGGAUGAACCUCAGCAGCCUACCUCUGUAGAAAAAAGACAUAGGAGAAAAUGGAAUAAAGAUUUGCUGCUAAAAGUACUUUUACAUUUUUUAAUUAUGCUGCUAGUCCAUGUGCUGGUAUUUUGGUAUUUCCCUAUUAGUGGCACAUAUAGUUUGACUGGAAAAGUGUAUUGUCCUGAUAAUAAUUCAGCUAAUUGCAAUGAUUUUCAAGUCAAUGAUUUUAUUGAGUGGUUUUAUAUCAUUUAUGCUGUCUAUUUUAUGAUCGUUUCUCUGCAAAUUAGGCAUGGACUCCCGACCUUUAGAAAAGUCUCAUUUCCUCUUACUCUAACCAUUUAAAUUUGAACAAAAUAUAGGUAAAAUUUCAAUUUUUAGGCUACUUUAAUUUUGAAUUGGAAAUUUUUUUUUUUUCAAUGAUAAAAUUUUAUAAGUGAAAAUACUUAAAUUAUAGAAAAACUCCCCGUCGUAAUAAGAAGAUAUUUAUUCCCUUCAAUAAGACUCUAUUCGUCUGCUUCGCAAAUAAUCAUCUAAUGAUCUUUAAAGUCUUGCUCCUACCGGAUAUGGGUCUGCACAUGCUCCCAGAUAUCGGAAGUUUGGAUCACUGUUCCUCACGCCAACGGGGUUUGGCUUCUAGAAAUUCGAAAAAACAAAUUUUCUAGUCACCUGUCGGCAAAGAUGAAAUUCGUUGUCCAAGACCCAAUGUCCGGUAUAGCGCUGGGGAAUCCCGAUCAAAAGGAGGAACCUGACUGAUAUUGUUGUGAUAGCCCUUUCCAACUCCGUAUCAUCUUCCUCCACAGUGAAACCUUGACUUGAAUUUUAGAUUUUCUCUCCUCCAACUCGGAUAUAUACGCUCCACCAAAUCAAGCAAAAAUAGCUGGAUACACAUACCGAACGCCAAAACUCCCUUCCACAAGGUCCCUGGGUCUCCCAGAUUACAGGUUUUAGGAAGUUCGAUUUGUUCGACACGCCAUUUUAUGUAUUUGGUGAAGAUAAUAAUUUUAUAAAAUUUUUUUGACCUAAUUUAAUGGAAAAAGUGACAAUAGAAUUUUUUUUAGCCAGUUUUUACUCUGAAUCGAUUAAUAUUUUAAAUUAGUUCUUAAUAAAAAUAAAUUAAAGAUCAAAAAUAUUACAUUAAAUUUUAUAUGUAAUUUAUUUUUCGAGAAAAAAUUUUAUUUAAAAUAAAAUUAAUCCUCUUUAAAUUGGAGGAGGAUUUUUGUUCUAAUUUAAAGGUGAGAAUUUAUGAGAAGCACCAAUAUUUGGUCAUACAGGAUGUUCAAAACUUAUCUCGCAUUGCCAUUUUUGUUUGAACUAAGGACGUUAAUGGACUGGACUUUUACAAAAACUACCCUAGACAUAUAUCAAUGGUUUAAAUUUGAAGACAUUUACAAUCAGCUUUAUAUAACCCAAUGCGUUUAUAAGUGGUACGAAGUCCCUCAAAAGGAUCAACCUAUUCAUUGGACAUGGAAAGUUUUUAAUGGGGCUUUUGUGAUUAUCGUGAUUUGUCUCGUCAUUUUAGCACCCUUAAUCAUAUUUAGUACCCUAAAUCCUAUAGUAGAAAGCAACCAAGUGAGAUAUAUGAAUAUGGAAAUCAGCAUAAAUACAGACGAUAGGACUUAUUUGCUUUAUAAUACAAAAACACUUGACGAGUCACAUUUUAUUACUGAAGAAGAAUGGACAAGUUAUGAAUUUAAUGAUGUAAAAGAGGUCCAAUCCAGUGAUAUAGAUAGAAUGCAGAUCAUUUCUUUACCGUUAUUUCAAGAAACUUAUUGGCAAAUUACACCACCCAGCAAGGAAAGGCUUUGCAAGUCACUUAAUGAUACAGCAAACUAUCAGGGCUCGUCUAUAGAAAUGACGCUAGUUUUUUAUAGAAGGUACCCAUAUGGACAAACCAGGGUCUCACAAACCAUUCGGGCGCCUUUAUUCAGGAAAACGAGGAUAUUUUAUGAUAUGAUUUGUAACGAGGCUUAUAACGCGACGGAAUUUACUUAUGAUAAUUUUUAUGGGAAAAUUAUUAGGCUUCCGAGUGCUGGAACUUUCAUAACCCCAGAGCCAAUAGCAGUAAAAGGAUUUACGUCAGACUUAAUUAUAAGGCUUCACACAUAUAAAGCUGAUCUCUCAUAUUGAGAAGUAGGGAGCACAGGGCAAGAUUUUAAAACUAUUGGGUUGAAGUUUUUCAUGAUCUCUGAUCAUUACAGUCCUGCGACAUUUAAUUUUUCAGUCUUGACCUUCUAUAUAUCUGUAGUCUACUUAAUCCGAUUGUUUACCAAUAAACAAAAUCUAUUAAAAAUCAUUAAAUUCACUUUUUAUUAUACUUCUUAAGAAUUUAAUAAUUAAAUCUGUUGUUUUAUCUGCUAAAAUCAAAAAUUCAUAGGUAAAAAUUUUAAAAAAUAAUUAAUUUAAAUAAAUUCUUAAAUAUUCCAGCUAAUAGCAGCAGCUAGAAAGAUUUUUUAAAAAAAUUAGAAGUUAGUAGCCAGAUUUUUAAGAUAUUUUGUAACAGGAGGCUCAAAAAAUAUUUACGUCACUGACAUGAAAAACGCUGGGCCACUUAUAACUCUAUGCUCUGGGAUUUAUGUGAGUCGUAUGAGAGGAGAUUUGAUAAGAGAAGAAGAACUGUAUUAUGAGCUGAUUGAUAUCUUGAGGUCGCCUGAACUAGUCAGAAUGAUGACAGGAAAGUUAUCAAUUAAACUUAAAAAAGAUUAUUCCUGCUGAACUAAGCUUAAUUAGGAAAAAAGAGCUAUUAUUUUUUCUAAAUUAAAAUGGAAAUUAAUUAAAAUAGAAUAA